GCCUAUCACGAAAUUGGCCAAGUUAGAGCUCUAUCUCCUUGGAACCAUCGAUCUCUAUUUUGGAACUUACCUUAAGUUAUAAGCCUCAUAUAUUGACAUAAAGUAUAUUGUAUUACUCAUUAUCAAAGUAACUUAUUUUUACCAUUAAUAAGUCAAGAUGGCAAACUACAAUUCCUUCAGAAUUCUAUUGCGAUUCGCCAAAGAAAACCCAACCGUAAUUUAUCGCACCAUCUGCUGCAAUGGAAACAGUCGAUCUGAGUUCAAGUCAAUGCUAUUGAAACGAACCCAUGAACCCAGCUACAACAUUGUUCGAUACUACAAGAACAUAAACCACAAGGAGCCUCCUACACCAUUUAUCGGGAAAUUGUGGCAUGCAUUCCUUGGCCUCGCAAUGUUGUGUACCAUUCUAGACUUUGACUACUUUGUGGACUUGUACAACAGUAAGAAAUCAAAAGUUCCCGAGUUUCCCAAAGUCGAGGCUGCUUCGGCAGCUCGUGUUGUAGAUCAGUCUGAUGGAGAAGUGAAGGUAACAGAGGGAGAAGAAGAAGGAACAAAGAAAAAGAAACGCAUCAAAGAAAAAGUGGGCUUCAGAGAUCGUAAGAUUAUAGAGUACGAGAACCGCAUAAGACAUUUCUCCACGCCUGAUAAGGUUUUCCGAUACUUUGCCACUCUGCAAGUUUCGCACGUUCACUCGUCCGGGGCCGAGUCUCACGAAGUGUUUAUGACCCCUGACGACUUUCUCAGGUCAAUGACCCCUGGCAUCAAGCAACCAGAUGGCCUUGGUUUGGACCAAUACAAACGAUAUGACCCAAAGGAUCUUCAUGAGUGUGAUUUUUCAAUUAAGAACGUACACAUGAAGCUGGAGUUGGCGCUAGAUGAAGACAGCAUAUUCUACAAGUUAGGCAGUUCUGGUUUGAUCACGUUCUCCGAUUACAUAUUUCUUCUCACCGUUUUAUCGACUUCUCGUAGACAUUUUGAGAUCGCUUUCCGCAUGUUUGACCUGAACGGCGACGGUGACGUGGACUCAGAAGAGUUUGAGAAGGUUGCAACGCUGAUACGGCAACAAACAAGCAUUGGCAGUCGUCACCGUGACCACGCAAACACUGGAAACACCUUCAAGGGAGUGAAUUCAGCUCUGACCACUUACUUUUUUGGUCCAAACAUGACCCAAAAGCUGACCAUAGAGAAGUUCCUAGAAUUCCAGGCUCAGCUGCAAAAAGAAAUCCUUAGUUUGGAGUUUCAACGCAAGAACCCAGAUGAGAAUGGAAACAUCUCAGAAGGCGACUUUACUGAACUUCUAUUGGCAUAUGCUGGCUACGCACCGAAGAAGAAAGCAAGAAUGCUGAAACGAGUAAAGAAAACAUUUCGAGAGAACGCCCAAGGUAUCAGCAGAGACGACUACCUCAAGUUUUUCCACUUUCUCAACAACAUCAAUGACGUGGACACAGCCCUGACGUUCUACCACAUCGCGGGUGCAUCCAUAGAUCAAGCUACUCUGAAGCAUGUGGCCAAGACUGUAGCACACGUUGAUCUGAGCGAUCAUGUUAUCAACGUCGUCUUCACCAUCUUUGAUGAGAACAUGGACGGGCAGCUUAGUAACAGAGAGUUUGUGGCUGUGAUGAAGAACAGGCUGUUGCGAGGGCUGGAGAAGCCUAAAGACACGGGCUUUGUAAAACUCAUCCAAUCUGUGGUGAAGUGUGCCAAGGAAGCAAGGCCGGUCCUCUUUGACAUCUAGACACUUGUGUACUACUACAUGUACCUCUACUGUGCUUUCUUGACACUCGUUUGUACCCUGAAAGAUUACUAUGUGCUCGCUUAAGCUAACCCAGCUUUAAACUGUAGGUGGGUAGUUGGAUGGGUGUAAGGCUUACCUAGUGGAAGGAUGUGGAUUCGAUUGUGAGAAAAGUCAGUAGCUUUUCGAUGGUUGAUUUAGGUGUGUUGCUGUUGCUAGCCAAUUAGUUACCACCUUCGGUGCAAGAGGGGCAGAUUUUAUUCUCAGCAGGUCUACAAAACAUUUGACUAGUUGAGACUGCUUUCCUUUAAAAACGUUUGUGAUACCGGUACUUUCAUUUAAAAAUGUAAAACGGUUUAAUUUUGUACAAGCUGCUAUACCCGUGCUUUGCAAUGGGAAGAAAAUGUGACCUAGAGAGCUAUUCAAGUGGUGCUGAUGUGUGUUUUAAAAUACAGCAACUCUAUGAUUUAGUUUGAAAAUAUAAACUGAUUUAAAAGUGUAAUCCUACUUUCAAACCCCUACUUUUGAUGUAAAUAGAUCCAAAAGAACAUACCUCCAUACGGACACAUACCUUAGCAUCAAUUUCUUCAUAUUGCUGCUUCAUGAAUGACAUGUUUUACCAUAAUUCUUCAAUUUUAGUCAAGCCUCUUUCCAUGUAGCUUAAUAUAUAAAUUACAAAAUGAAAACUUUGAGCAAUACUUAAACUAAACUUAUACAACCUUUCUUUAAAACCAAACAUAACCCUCCUCAAUCUUCAUUUUUCUAGUAAAUAAACAAACAUUAAUUUAUUGCACUGACCAGCUGUUUCAUGAACUAAAUUGAAUUAUAUCAUUUGAACUUUGGAAAUAUGCCAGGGGUAGCCCUUUGGACAUUAGCCUGUGGGGCAGAGCCCUUAGGAAAUUCGUCCAUAUCAAUACUUUUCGGCAAAUCUACACACUCUAAGCUUCAUUUUGAUGUGCCAUAUGCCUAUAUUUUUAUUUGGUAAAUGACCUUAACCGUUUACAUAAAAUUUGAUUGUAUCACUUUAAUAAUAUAAUAGAUAUACAGACACUAUUAAACUGGACCCAGAUGUGGACCAUUGGGCUUUUGAUAAAUGAGUCUGUAAAUAUACCCAUCCUUCACCUUAUGCAAUAUCAAUUGAGAUGGGGACGCCACCUAGGUGGAUAUUUUCACCCAAAUAUGACAAUUGUCAUGUCUUUCAGCACUUUAUUACUCCAUAAAGCGAUCAAGCUAUGCACUUUUAAAUGUUUAAAAUUUUCAAGACGUUUUAAAAAAAAACUGAUUUCUCAUUACCAGGUUAAGGGCUUUUAGGAUUGUUGUGAGGAUUAGCAGGCUUUUACCAGAAUGGGAAAGAGUUUCUACAAAACUGUAUACUAUACACACAAACUUAAAUAGUAUACUGUCACCGACAAUAUUAUUAUAUGGGACUCUCUCUUCAAAUCAAAAAUUCCUUGGUUUAAAAAUUCUGCCAGUUAGUGAGUAUUAUAAUUCAUAAAAUAUUAGCGCCACCAAUAAGUUUUGAAAAUGUUAACCCUCUAAGUUGUAUAAUAAUCACUUUAAUAAUAAUAAUUACUACAGUGGUGGUUCUAGGACCUUGUCAAGUGAAGGGGGCUACCAGGGGGUGUGGGAAAAAAGAAGGGGGUCCGGGGUUCCCCCUUCAGAAAAUUUGUUAUGUUUAAAGCUAUUUGGUGACUUUCUAAAGCUAUUUGUAACAUCUGACACAACUGUUUUCUAACAAAAUGGUUAGAUCUGUGUCCAAAAAAAGCCGAUACGUUUUUAGGACAAAAUAUCAGUUUUUUUCAGGUCCAGGGGGAGCUUUAGCCCCUGUAGUCUUCUCCGCAACUUAAGUAGGUACCGCUACUGCUUAGCUAUUAUCUCGGAGACAUUAUUGCUUUCACUGUCAAGAAAGCACAGUUGAAGAGUUGACGUACCUUUGUCAUGUAAGCAUGUAAGGGCUCGAUGUAUUGCGAGUAAUACUUGGGAACUAAAUACUUCUACCUAAAGGAUAAUUUAUUGGCCACAUCUUACAUUGCAUUGUAUAUGUUUAUCUUAACUGAAUUGUUACAUCAUCUUCUCAUACCUAAUGUUACAGUAUGCGAAUGUUUGGAGUAUUUUGUAUGUUUAUGGGGUAUCCUUAUUGUUUCCCAACUUGUUAGUAAGUGUUAUUUAUUUUACCAUAAUUUAUUUUACAGUAAACGUCAGUUCAUCCAAAUGAUAUAUUCAAUGAUUUUCUACAUUAUGUGGAAUACCAACGCAAAGCAGGCUUGUAUGUCUUUUUCCUUUUUUUUGAUGUUUAAAAUAAAAACCUAACGACACUAAAAGAUUAAUACGGUUCAAAUCAGUUAGUUAAACCAAUACAUUCAUUACAUAUACAUUAGAUGUACAUCCAUAUAUAAAUCCCAAAGUACCCAUGAACUUUUGAGAAAACUACAAGUCGCAACCCCAUAAACCAUAUACUUAAAAACUCGCCAUAUACUUAUACUCUCGUCAUGACGAGAAACCUUGCGCAAAACUAUCCAUUAUUUCAUAAAUUGCCCUUUAAGGUCGUAAUUCCUUUCUACUUUUCAUUAAAAUCACAUUAAAUACAGGGAACUUUUCAUUUAAAUCAGGUGUGAUUAUUUGUUUGUAUUACUGCAUUCUGUUUUGUUUAUUUCAGCAACUUAACCAAUCCAAUCAAUAGUUUUAUUAAUACAUACUUAUCAAGUCAAACGGGGUGAAGCCUGUGGGUAACAGCACAUUAGGUAAACAAACAUUGUGGUUGGAUAAAAAAACUUGAACAACUGACACUAAAGUAGGUAAAAAUUUAAAAUAUCUUGUAUUAUCAGAAUGAUUAUGUAGAAUGUAUUAUCAGAAUUUUGAACUCAUAAAUAAAAUAUAUUUUUGAACGAAACUCUGUUCACAAAAUUUAGGUGGUUUAAGGGGAAGGUUUUUUGAGUCUCCCCUCCAUGUUUUUAGCUUAUACAUCAGCUGAGCAGCUGUCGGCUGGUGUUUCAAUGUUAGAUUGAGGUAGAGGGAAUGGAAUCGCUUCCCCCCAAACCGCCUAAUUUUUGUGAACGGAGUAUAGUAGCAAUUAACAGUCGUAAAUUUGCAAAAAAAAUGCAUAAGUGUUUAAGCUGUACGGAGUUCUUUGUAAUCAAAGCUUUAGUCCAAACUUAAACAUGUAUUUUUAAAGCCUAAAACUGAAAAAUCUGGCCCCCCUAAGAAAAAAAUCAUUAAUAAAUAACAAAAGAAAGAAAUACUUUAUGUAACUUUACCACUAAAAUACAAUCCAAAAAUAGAAAAUACAUCUGGAUGAACUGUGAUUUACUAUUUCAUUGUAUGCUGAGUUUGUUAAUGUUUCCUGUUAAGUUUUAAUUGUAUUAAGAAAUCUGGUGUAAGCAUGUUUUGCACUAUGGUGUAUGUAACAUCCUCUAUGUAAAUGCAUGAUUAUCAGUCAUACCGUUCAAUAAAAUGUCGGAUCUUAAAAGUCUAGUUAAGCUUAUUUUUUUCAGCGACUAUAACAGUGAGAAGUUAUUUAAUAAUGUUGUUAAAGGUAAUGUUAAUUUUAUUUGUAUUUAACUAUUUACUAUCGCACAAAGUAUAUUAUCCUGUUGCAUCAUCCUCUUUAAAUACAAUUUCUAAUGAACUAUCCUAUAUCCUGUUAAAUAAAUUUUGUCUGUUAUUUUUUAGGUAAAUCAUAAUUGUCCUGUAUUGUUGAGUAUUCAAGUGGCUUAAAUCUGAGAAUAUAACUUUUUUUUGUUAUUUUUAGGUUUCUUAGAAGCUAAAAACUUGAAACCUCUUUCAAACUGGUGUGCAGUGAGUGCAGUAUGUUGAUUUUAUUUUUCUAUUGCAAACAUUCUACAUUUUUAAACUCAGCCUAUACCUAUUGUAUUAAUAAUUAUAUGAUUAAUAUGAUCAAUUUCCCAUUUGAUUAGGACAGAUAGAGGCAGUUUUCUGUUAGGAGGUUUGUAUCCUAAAAAACUAUUUUUGUUCAAAUAUUCUUAAACUUUAAUAAUACUUUCGUUCUGUUUCAAAAGUCAAAUAAUGUUUGCUAUUAUGGAUUGUUUAAAAAUCUGUGUCAGUACAUCAUCACAAUUUUUUUUAAGGACCUAUAAUUCCCAAAGUUGAAGAUCUAAUCUAGACUAAUCAGAAAUAUUUAAAUUAGUAUCCGUGAAUGCAUCCAUUUAAUAAUUCCUUUUGGAUUUUCAUAGUCACAAAACCUAAGGGUGUUACCACUUCUUUAAUUUAAUUAGUAGUCAAGUUUAUAUUUAAGAAAAUCAGUCUCUAGUUAUAGUUAUAAAUCAUCAGUAUACUAACAAUUUAAUUUAAGUUCUGAGGUGUAUUACUUCAUUUACCGGAAUAUAAUUUUUUGUUCUAUUAUUUGUGUUGUUUAAAUUUAUUUAAGUUAGUAUACAUAGAAGCAAUCUUAUUAAAAUUUGUUCGUCAAAUCUCUGAAGUUGCCUUUGAUUACAGUACUACUCUGCCAAAAGUAAUCAAAUUUAACUAAUAACACUAAUUAAAACUUGGUUUAUACCUAUUUUAAAAUUAAUCCAGUAAAUUCACAUUUGGAUCUACUAGUUAUUGAAAUCAUGGAACAUAAAUAUGAUACAUUGAUAAUGAAAUUUUCAAAUUUACAUUUUUCCAAUGUAAAUUUAUUUACAUUAGCAUCGUAGUAUUUAUUUAUGUAGUAAACGAUAAUGAUUACGCUUGUUAGUAGUUAAGAUUUAAGAUGUAAAAAUUAUUCAUGAUAAGUACAAUGUUACUUAAUACAAAUUUUAAUGUAUACAUUAUACAUUAUUUAUAAAUGAAAAUUUAGAUCUUAUAACUUAUAUUUAACUUUAUUUUCUGUAUUUCAGAUAAGAGAAGAACUCAAUGGAUUGUUUGCGUGUUUCCUCCUUAUAUAGGCAUUGAAAAUUAAUUAUUAGCAAAUAGCUAUUAUAAUCGACAGUUAUGCUGAAAAUUUGUAAAUAAGAAUUACUUUACCCUUGUUAAUGAAUUUAGUGGAAUAAAGAUUUUUCACUAUCCACAAA
Molecule: messenger RNA, 6741 nt
Organism: Macrosteles quadrilineatus (aster leafhopper)
Lineage: Eukaryota; Metazoa; Arthropoda; Insecta; Hemiptera; Cicadellidae
Gene: MICU1
Product: calcium uptake protein 1 homolog, mitochondrial
Exons: 14
Coding region: 158-1735 (525 amino acids)
Biological process (GO): mitochondrial calcium ion homeostasis; calcium import into the mitochondrion
Cellular component (GO): uniplex complex
Molecular function (GO): calcium ion binding
Source: RefSeq, a predicted model, not a curated record